AUGUUUAUCAAUGAUCUUCCAUUAUAUGCCAAUUCCAACACAGACAUGUAUGCUGAUGAUUCGACAAUCCAUACAAGUGCUAGAACAGUUGAGGAACUCAAUAAUAAAUUAACUGAGGAUAUGACAAACGUUCAAGCUUGGUGUACUGACAACAACAUGGUAAUAAAUGACGGUAAAACGAAGGCAAUGAUGAUAACAACAUCUCAGCGCGCAGCCACAUUAAAUUCAAAUCUACGAGUAGAAUUUACCGGUGUCCAGUUAAAGAAUACCAACAAUGAGAAAAUACUUGGGGUUGUUAUGAAUGAACAUCUUUCCUGGAAACAGCAGAUUGACAAAGUAGCAAAAUCUCUAAUUAAAGGAAUUCAUCUUCUGAGACAGAUCAAAGAAUAUUUGCCUAUUGGUCACCGAGUAAUUUACUACAAGUGUUUCUUAUAACCUCAUGUAGAUUAUUGCUGUACAGUUUGGGGACAAUCAUGUCAUAUUAUUCGCAUACAUAAACUCCAAAAGUUAGCUCUGAGAAUUAUUUACGACAAACCGAAGCUAACCUCUUCUGGGCCACUAUUUAAAGCUGCUGGAGUCCUGCCUAUACAGCAAAGAGUUUGCUGAUUGGUCAAAAAUUUAUCGUUAUCGUCCAACUGAAAAAAAAAUCGCUCAGGUGAGCGAUUUUAAAAUCGUUAUCGUUAUCGUCUAACGAUAAUUUUAUCAUUUUCGUUGUUGUGUGGACACUAACACAAUUUUUUUGCCAAUUAUCGCGUGUUUACAAUUUAUCGUAUCGUUAUCGUUGUGUAGUGUGACCGGGCCUUAAUGCUACGAACAGCAAUAAUGGUAUAUAAAUCAUUAAACAACUGGGUACCCAAGUACAUAAGUGACUUAUUUGUCUUAAAGUCAUCAGUGACAAAACGAAUUACAAGAAGCGCGGAGAACAACGAACUGUGGAUACCGCGAACGAAACUAACAAUUAGGCAGAAAACGUUGAAAUUCAGUGGUGCAACAUUAUAUAACAGUUUACCACGUGCGACCAGACAAUCAACGUCAUUAAGCUCCUUUAUAAUAAGAGCCUAUAAAUACUUUUUAGAUACUUAUAUAUAAGUUAUUUGUUUGUACGAUUUUUAUAUGUUCUUGUUGUACUGAUGUCCAAUUUAAUGUGUAGUUUUAAUAGUAAAUUUGUAAUAAGUAGACGAUAACAGUUGAACAGAAGGCCCAGUGUAAGAUUAGCGUUGCUAAACUGGUUUUUGUAUAAUUGCACCUUCUUUAAAUAAAGUUUAUUAUUAUUAUUAUUAUUAUUAUUAUUGUUUCAGCUCGAAUCUGAAACUGAAUCUGAAUCUACAUGAAAUUUGAAUCUUAACGAAAAAUAUCCGGGGGCGGCUGACAUCCUAUCGUCCUUCCAUAGCACGAUUCCAAACCCUUUUCUGCGAAAAGCAGAGGGCCGUUUCUGAGCAUAUCAACAUUUCGUCAUAACUCCUAGUCAGCUAGUGAACAUUUGUUGUGAAGACAAAUUAUACUUGGUCAGUAUAUCAGUCUAAACGAACUUUUGGGAAAGUAUUAAUGCCCGCCCGGAUUUUUGAAUUCAACACAGGUUGUGUUUUGCGAAUUUUCCUGCUCAAACAACAAGUUGUUCGACGAUAAAAUAUGCGUCAUAGGAUUCUAUGAUAGUCGUAGAUGAAUGUCUUUUGCAAAAAUUACAUGGCAAUUGGUCGUCGCCGGGUGGUAAUGCAAAAAAGUUUACGUGCCUCAAUUCGGACUUAACUAUUACUUGGUAUGCCAGAAAACAAAAUACACUUGUGCUUCACGGCGAUGCAAGUUUGGCUCUAGCAAAUACGUUGAUUACAGUGUGUGGGGCACCAACUACAUCAAAUGAGUUUACGGCGAAACCGAAUGCAGUUGAGGAUGGCGAAUUAUCGGAUAAUAUUUGUAUGCCGACAAUAAGUAGUGUCAUAGAGCAAAGGCAUAACAACAAUACUAACGCGGUUACUGCUGACUCGAUUGUUGAUAUGACUACAGAAAUACCUAAUCAGUCUUUCAAGAGUGAUGUACAUUCAGAAAAGCUUAAGGUCAGAUCAAAUUCACUCCCUUGUAAUGUAGUGCAUGAUUUCGAGCACGGUUGUCAAUGCAGGCUGCUAGCAGCAGACCUUGAAGAGGUUAAGCUUGAUAUGGUGAUCAUGCAAAGAAAUAUGGAGUCUAAGAUUUUUGCAAUCGAAAAGUCGCGGGAGAGCGAAGAAAUUAACCAACUUCAAAAGGAACUAUCUAAUGAAAGGGAAAAAUGUAAAAACCUUGAAGCUGAUAUAUCAAUUUUAAUCCGAGGAAGAAAUAAAGAAGUAAACGAAUUAAAUAACACCAUUGUCUCUCUUGAAAAUAGACUUAAGUCAAGUGAGGCGAUGAAUGAAUCUUUGAGACAAUCGAUUAUGCAAAUGAAAAAUCACGCUAUAAUUGAUGAAACAAGCAUAACAUCAAUAGUCCAUAGCAUUGAUAAUCCCCUUGGGAGCUCAAGUUUCUCUGGUGUAUUUAAUUCGGACGAUCAGCCAGACGACCUUCCGUUAUGCAUUAAAAAUUUCACUACAAUUGAUGAAGCCAGCAUAACACCAGAGGCUCACUGUAUUGAUAACACCCUUGGGAGCCAGUCAGACGACUUUCUGUCAGGCUUUGAAAAUUUCACUGUAGCUGAUGGGGUUAACAUAGCCAUUGACCGAACGGAUAGUUCGCUGAAUACAUCCUCAUCGUUCAAGAAACAGCUAAAGAAAUACCGAGAGAAACAGUCUCUUGCGUUUCCCAAUAGAUCACACAAUUGGAUGAAACCUGUCCCUACAAACCCCCAAACAACAGAAUUAAAUACUUUCAAUACAAACAAGAGAAACCAGCAUUUAUCAAGGAAUACAGUCCGUAGUCGCAAAAACUUCAAAAGUAAACAAACUAAACCGAAGCGGAAUUUUCGGAAGAAACUGUCUCUAGAUCGACCUCCGGACUGGGAGAAUUACCUAGACCUAGUCAGCAAAAUUACGAGAACAUAA
Molecule: messenger RNA, 3005 nt
Organism: Paramuricea clavata
Lineage: Eukaryota; Metazoa; Cnidaria; Anthozoa; Malacalcyonacea; Plexauridae
Source: the annotation of a GenBank genome assembly